AUGUUGCGACUCCAAGUGUACGCAAUUUCGCCCUGUCUGGAGUCCGAGACCGUUACUACAUGGGCUCCGGACCGGUCCAUGCAGACGCGAUCUAUCGACGAAGCAGGCAUGCGGGUGGAGAAAAAGUUCUUGCAUUUCACGGACCCGCGAUCUUCCUUGCUGGAGCUGUGCCACGAGAUUGCCGAGCGGUUCAAGUCCAUCUACCCUGACAACUUUGAGCCCCGGAUCGACUUCCUGCAGAGCGACACUGGCCUCGACCUGUCGCCCAGCUUUGUGUCUGGAGACGUGUUCAAGUCCGGAGAUGUGGUGAGAGCGAUUCUGCGGCUGCCCACAGACAUUGAGGAGUUCCGCAAGUUUCAGGGCGAGGCUCCUGGCAUCCGAUUUCUAGAGGAGGAUGUGGGAGAGGCAGGAGAGGUGUCUAAGAUCGAAGCACAGGUCGAUGAUAGCACCAUGAGCAGAGAUGGCCGCAAGCGAAGACGAUACACACUGCCCAAAGAGAUCACCAAGCGACUCAAGCGGGACUCGUCCGUCUACUCCGACGGGUUUGGCGUGCGUGAUCCCGAGUCGUUCGACCACACCAUGGAAGAGGAGGCUAUCUACGCCCACACAGUGACUGUUCGACGUCCUCGUUCCCGAUACAGCCAGGGAGGCACCGGAACCGGCCACAACUCCAUUCUGGAGAGUUCUACUACCUCGCUGAUCCCCCCUCCCCGGCCAGAUUUCGCCUCGUCCUCGACGACUGGACCUUCUCCUCCUGCUUCCAACAACCAUUAUCCUCAGUUGGAGAGCAGCCAGGUUGCUGCCGGAUCAUCUACACCCAUCCGUCUUUCUUCCAAGCUCGGAUCCACUGUUGUUGAUAAGGGAAAUGUGUCAAACCCCACCCCUGUUCGAGGCAGCACUUCUCUCGAUACCAUUCAGACACCCGUUCUGUCGCCGCAGCCCAAGGCAGCUAUCCAGGGUUCCCCCAUGAAGAGCCCUCCCCACGCACAGAAGGCAAUUUCCUUGCCUCCUGUGAAGAAGGAGCCCACCUCAAAGGAGUCUAAAGACAAGGAGCCUGUUGCCAAGCGUGCCAAGAUUGAGCCAAGGGUCGAGCGCAAGCCCGAGCCUGAGAGCGACACUUCUUUCUUGGCUGAGUUUAGUGACGAUGGCAAGUUUCCCACAGCUCUCAUGCAGGCCCGUGCUCAACAAAAGGCUGCCAUCGAGGAGAGCCGGCUCACUCAGCAGGCUCUUCGGCUUCACAUUAAGAGCCCCCAGUACCAUAUUCCUUCUGAGUUGGGCGACCACAUUUCUCCUGCCAAAGCAAAGGCUUCUCUGAACGCGUGGUUGGGGUGGAAGCAUGCCCAGGAGAGUAACUCUCCCGAUAUUGAGUUAGCUCGACACCGACUGGUUCAUUGCACUUUUUCCGCACUGGCUGAGGCCGCCAACAAGCAGCUCGACAUUGCCAACAACAAGGUGCAGAAGGGGCAGUUGAUGGCCUACCGUGAGACUUUCAGCGUGCGGGCUGAUAACAGCUACAAGUGUCUGACGGCGGAGCAAGUUGCUGCUGAGAAGCUGGCUGCUGAUGAGGAGGUCGCCAAGGAGGUUGCUCGAAUUAAGGCUAGACAGGUGAGCAAGGAUGCCCGGGAUACCAAGCGUCGUGUCCGUCGGGAGUCCACAGCUGCUGCUAAUGCCCAUGAGGCGGCCGUGAUGGCUGCCAAGGAAGAGCAUGACCGUGCAGAGGCGAUGCGUGCAAGAGAGGCAAAGGUUCGAGAGCAGGAGGGUGCCGAGGCGCGCAAGGAGAUGAUCGAGGACGAGAAGGCACGUCAGCUGAAGUUGAAGAAGGAGGAGGAGGCCAAGAAGAGGAAGGAGGAGGAGGCCAAGAAGAGGAAGGAGGAGGAGGCCAAGAAGAAGAAGGAGGAGGAGGCCAAGAAGAAGGAGGAGGAGGAGGCUAAGAAGAAGAAGGAGGAGGAGGAGGCUAAGAAGAAGGAGGAGGAGGCCAAGAAGAAGAAGGAGGAGGAGGCUAAGAAGAAGGAGGAGGCUAAGAAGAAGGAGGAGGCUAAGAAGAAGGAGGAAGAGGCUAAACUGCUCGAGCUGAAGAAGAAGGAGGAGGCUAAGAAGAAGGAGGAGGCUAAGAAGAAGGAGGAAGAGGCUAAACUGCUCGAGCUGAAGAAGAAGGAGGAGGCUGUCCGGGCAGCUGAGGAAGCCAAGCGCAAGGAGGAGGCUAAACUCAAGGACGCUGAGGCCAAGGAAAAGGCUGCCAAAGAGGCUGCCAAAAAGCUGGAGGUGGAGAUCAAGGAAAAAGCUGCUCAAGCGGCUAAGGGGUCCGCCAAAGCUGAGGCGGACAAGAAGAAGAUUGAGGAGGCAGAGAAGGCCAAGCAACUUGAGGCUGAAGAAGCGCGAGAGGCUCGAGCCCGACUAGCUCAGGAGCAACGAGAAGCCAAAGCCAAGGCCGCUCAGGAGGCAAAGGAGGCCAGGGAAGCGAAGAAGGCCGAGCAGCAAGCCGCUCGGGAGGCUAAGCUCCGAGCAGCCGCAGAGGCUAAAGAGGCGAGAGCGCGAGCAGCCGCAGAAGCUAAAGAAGCCAAGCUCCGGGCUGCAGCAGAGGCCAAAGAAGCCAAGGCCCGAGCAGCAGCAGAAGCACGUGAGGCAAAGAAGAUGGCUGAAGAAGCAAAGGCCAAGAAAAACGCCGAAGCUGAGGCGAAGCAGAAAGCUGCUGAGUCAAAGACUGAGGUCAAGAAACGAACCCUUGGUGCUGCUAAAGCCGCGCCUAUUUCUUCCCAGGACACGCAUGUUUCCGACUCUCAGGCUGAGGACAAGAUGGAUGUCGACUCUGAUUCCGACUCUGAUUCUGAUUCUGAUUCUGACUCCGACUCUGAUUCUGAUUCCGAUUCUGACUCUGACUCUGACUCUGACUCUGACUCUGACUCUGACUCUGACUCUGACUCUGACUCUGACUCUGACAACGGGCCCAAACCCGAGAUCAAGGCGAAGCCGGCAGCCAAGAAGAGUUCACAGAUGCCUCCUUCCACCCAACCUCCUCCCAAAGUGAAGCAGACUGCUCCCAAGUCUUCCCAGCCUACUCCUGCCAAGAAGGCAAUGAAGGAGGAGUCUGAGUCUGAGUCUGAUUCCGAUUCGGAUGAUGAUGACUCUGAUGACAGUGACUCUGACAGCGAGGACACCUCCAAGAAGAGAACCAUUGUCAAGACUCCUGCCAAGAACGCGAAGGCUACUACCAAGCCUGAGCCGAAGACUGCUGCGAAGCCUGCUUCUAAGACUGAGGCUAAGCCUGCUUCUAAGACUGAGGCUAAGCCUGCUUCUAAGACUGGGGCCAAGCCCGCUUCUAAGGCUGAGACCAAGCCCACUGUCAAGACUGAACCAAAGACGGCUGUCAUGUCUGAGCCAGCAAAGACUGCUCCCAAGGCUACUGCUUCCAAGUCUUCCACUACAGUGAAGCCCGAGGCCAACGGCUCUGCUAUCAAAAAGGAAGGCGAGGCUCCCAAGAAGUCUCCUUUCUCCAAUCUCAAGUCUCUCCAGUCUUUGGCCAAGAUGGGUGUUCCUGAGGUGAAGGACUCCAUUCCUUCCAGCCAGCCCCGAUUCUCUCAAGCCUCCCAGAAGAAGACCGAAAAGGAGGAGGAGUCCGACUCCGAUGAUGACUCCGACGACUCCGACGACUCCGACGACUCUUCUGACGAUUCUGAUGAUUCGGACGAUUCUGAUGACUCUGAUGACUCUGACGAGCAGCCUGCCGCCAAGACUAAGCGUGCUGGAGCUGGGCUCAAGAAAAAGAAGAAGAACAGUGGGUUUGCCAGCCUCAUGAACAAGUUUAUGUAA
This is a messenger RNA of Yarrowia lipolytica CLIB122, 3807 nucleotides long. RefSeq lists its product as uncharacterized. Lineage: Eukaryota; Fungi; Ascomycota; Dipodascomycetes; Dipodascales. Gene Ontology annotation, cellular component: nucleolus. Gene Ontology annotation, biological process: negative regulation of septation initiation signaling; rDNA heterochromatin formation. Gene Ontology annotation, molecular function: rDNA binding; phosphatase activator activity. The record is from RefSeq and is a predicted model, not a curated record.